This is a messenger RNA of Phytophthora sojae, 774 nucleotides long. RefSeq lists its product as hypothetical. The coding region runs from base 1 to 774 and encodes 257 amino acids. The record is from RefSeq and is a predicted model, not a curated record. The transcript has a single exon. NCBI's taxonomy places the organism in Eukaryota, Oomycota, Peronosporomycetes, Peronosporales, Peronosporaceae.
AUGACGGUGACAGUGGCGGACGCAACGACGAUCGACACGACGGUGACGGCGAUGGCACCGAUGAGCACCGUGGCGACGGCGGGAUCGACGGUGGCGGCCGACACGGAGUUGACAGACGUGCCGGCGAGUACGGCGGGCACAGUGACGAGUAGGGCACGAGUGCGUGGCGAGACGACGAAACCAUUAUCCCCUGUGCUGACUGAGUCGGCGGCGACGACAACGCCUGAAGCCCCUGUAAUGACCGAGUCAGCGGUGGCAGCAACGCAGCCACAGCUAGCAGCGACGAGUGCGGCGAGAACGCGGCGACGAGCAGUGACGACGACGGACGUGAUGCCGGCGAGUCCGAACGCGAAGGAGACACCAAGCAUGGCGCCAGCAACCAAGGCCAAGGCGCAACAGCAGCGUGAAGCGACUGCAAUGCCGGGGAGUGGGUUGUCGACGACGGUGAAGUCGAGCAGCGUGUUGGGCAAUAAGCUACGCGACACCAAAUUGAAGACGGUGACGGUGCCAGACGCGAGCAAGCGGCUAGUUUGUGGACGACAGUUCAAUGGUGAUGACGGACGACGAGUCGAACGCGAGCGAGAUGGUGGUGGCGUACGCGACGUUGACGAUGGGCGAGGUGUCGUUGGGCGUGACGAUGGCGUACGUGGAGUAGUCCGUGAAGGUGAAGCCCUUGCGACGACAGACGGCUCGAUGUCGACGGUGACGAACGGCGGCGAGACGUGCGUGAUGAACGUGAUGUGCGGCGAGAAACACAGCCGACACCGCAGCUGA